AUGAACUAAUCGCAUGAUUUUAUAGCAUGGGAGGGAUGCACUCGAUAUCUUUUUUGAUAAAAAUAUAUUUUCGCUCGAAUCUAUCGCGAAAUGCUUCAUUUUCGAAUAAAGAAUGUUGUUUUACUGUUUCUUCACACUCAAAUAAUACUAACAAUAAUAAUUAGUCAUUUUUCACGGUCAUUCUCUGAAGCGAAGUGCAAAUCAGCUUUAAACUUGGGUGCGAAAAAUUAUUCAAACCAAAAUAUAUCGAAUGGAUGGAGAAUACUAGAUUCCAAAAAUUGUCCAAUAGGGCCUGUGCAUGACGACAGAUGGCAAGACUUUGUUACAACAGACAAUAGCCGCUAUCAACGUUUUGAGGGUGUAAGUUCGGUGUCAUUUUCAAUAAACUGUAAAAUUCCUCUUGUGUUAGAAUAUUUUGCGGACGAUGGAGAUAGACUGGAUUUUCUGUCACUGAAUUGUUCGAAUACUAAAGAAACAUGGGAAAAUUUUUCCUUAAUAGUGCAGGAUCACACAUACUUUUUUCAAAAUGACCAUCUAGUCAAAACCACUAGUAAUUUAAUUCCUGAGCAAGUGGUCUUCAAGACUUCUAAGGAUACAGAAUGGAAGAUACAGAAUUAUACAUUAGGCUGGAGUAGAUCCGCUACAGAACAAUUUUAUAUUUCAAUUCCAGUAGAAAUUCCAACGUUGACAGUAUUCACCCUUCUGUGUGGAACAUGUGGUUUAACUAUAGCAUCCGGCAGUGCAGAUGAAGUGAAUGUCACAUCAUCUAAAAAUGAAACUUAUUUAUGGGAGCAGUCUUGGCAACGUACUGACAUAAAACUGAGUAAAUCUGUUUAUCUUAAUUUCACACCAUACCUGCAAAACCCUCACGUUACGGAUCAAUAUUGGGCUAUUGAUGUAAGAACGUGUUCAGGUGAUGAAAAAAAAACGAACUGGCCAAAGCAUACUGCAACGUUUAGAAGGCGGAACAUCAUCGUCACAACACAGUUGCAAUUUGGAAAAAAUUGCAUUUGUAUUGGUACUUAUAAUCACCAAAGCUUAGUUUCGUUCAGGAGAACUGAAUUAGCGAAGCCGCGGGCGAAAAGCGGGCCGAUGGGAAAAUGAUGGCUGUGGAGGGAGAGGUUUGUGUGUGACACAUGGCAGGUUAAGAAAAACUUUUUAGAUGACCUAAUCAAUUUUUUGGGAUCGAAAAACGGACAAAAUCUUAUAUCCAUGUAAUAUUUAAAGAGUUUGAACUAUUAAGAUGAAGAAAUUAUUAGAUAACUAUACUUUCAAUGACCCUUUCGAUUUACUAUUAAAUUACUUUAAAUCAAUGGAAGUUAACCGUAGUGGGCCACUUCACAUCCGCGAAAAAGUCUAAAUAGGGGCUUAUAAUAAUGACUUAGCUGCUACGCAAGCUGGGACUUCAAGCUGGAUUUGCCUCAAGGUCUUGAGGCAAAUCCAGGUAGAACACAUCAGGUCUGAGGGACCUUCUAGUCGUUGUGGUGGGACCGACGAGUAGAUGGAGAAGUUUAUAUCAAUCCAGCCAAUUUCCUUCCAACACGAGUUCCAAGAAAAAUCCACGAGAUGUAGGGAAAAAGAGAUGUAUCCCAGUGGGGGAAUAAAAAAAAGAGCCUGUAAUUGUAAAUACUGCUAGUAUGGAGGCCAUUGGAGACAAGAAGGGACGCCACGAACAGGGAAGACAUCUCGACCACAUGGGGGAGCCCAACACCUUUUGAUAAGAGGAAUUUCACGGAAAUACAUACACCAUUUACUCCACCACAUGAAGAGACUCAUUGACAACAGAUAACUACCUUUGGAUGAUCCAAGGCUCUUUUAAUAAUUACGAAUUUCCAAUUUUCAAUAGCCGACCAAGGUCGAGUUGCUCCCAGCGUUAUAAUCCGAUAGUAUCGAAGGGGAGGGCAUCAAACGUUACUUGAAUGUACAGGACAUCCAAUAAUAUAUCUAAAUUCGGCUUUUCAGGUUCUUUGACUUAGUGGUAUUUUUGGCUGUUACAGCUACAUAGAAUAUUCUUUGCAAAAUCAACUCAAAGUAGCUAAUCAAUUACUUUCUUCAAUUACUGGGUCUAAUUCGUCAGUAGAUUUCUCUCAACUUCCAGUUCUUCCUGCUUCACUACUGUUGAGUCUGUUAAAUCUACGAACCAGUCUGUUUUGAAAAAUAUUACUGACAAUAUUUCCAAUGCACCAAUUUUUAAUUUUACUAAUUGCGUAAACACUAUAAAUAUUAAUAUUAAUUCAGUGUAAUAUAAUUGUUUAAAUAAAUAACUUGUUUUGUUCAGAUUUAAUUGUUUUUUAUUCAUACUUUCUGGUCGUGGAGAAAAUACAGUCUGUUACCCGGUUAGAAUGAAAAUUCGCUAACGCUCGCUAUACUAUUUUGAUGUCAUGCUACUCUUCUUUAUCUCUUUGUUAAUAUUUGUUACGUAAUUAUCUGUAUACAUCACUAUUCAGGUAAACUACUUAGAUGUUAAGAAAUUUACGUAUUCAUCAUAAUGUGGACAUCAGUAAAUUUUCAAACUCGAUAAGUUUUCUGAAAAAAAAUCAAAAAUUGAUUUCCAACGUUUACUCGACCGGAGUCAAUAUAUGGUGCUGUGGACAGGACUUGAGAAUCUUCAGACAGAAUGGUGUGACCGGUUUCAUGCUGAUGUUCAGCUUUGGCAGAGUGGGAUGGAAGACCUGUUUUGAAACAAGCACUUUUCUAUGACUGGAAAAUCCGUGAAGUUAUUGAAAUCCAGAAAUGUCCUCAUAAUCUCAACCGAGGCAAUGGUUAUUAUUUGUCAAAUAUUUGGAAGCCCACAUUAGGGUAAAUGUGGGAUAUGUGCCCCUAGAGAAUAAACGCCCCAAUGCUAUAUUUAAGAAACUAUAUGCCAGAGGUCGUUGCUUUCUUCUCUAAUGAAGCGUUUUGUAUCACAGUAGCCUCAGACGAAGUGUGGAGUGCGUAACUCUCAAUGUUUUAAUAAUAUUAAAAGAAUUAAAAAUUCAGGUAAGUCGUUGUUAAUAUCACCAAUUUUCGACCUUUUAGUAGACAGAGUUAAUUGCACAAAUUUAGUGUAAACAAUUCGAUUUUUGACUUUAUAACCUCUUAGAUGAUUUCUCUAAUACCAAACGUUGGAUUUAUACCAGAAAUAGUGCGGGAAAUUUAAAUAUUACGUGGGGCAUAUAUCCUAAAUAAAAUUUAGCAGUAGGGAUAUAUGCCCUAGUACAGUUAAGGAUAUUUGCCCCACAUUUUAUAAGGUAUGUAAGGUUCAGUAACUUUUUGAUAAUUACAGAAAUGCCACGAAAAUACCAAAGGAAACAAAAUGUUACGCCUCGGGUAUCCUGGACUGAAGAAAACUUGCACCUGGCGAUAGACAAAGUAAAGUCUAAACAACUUGGUGUAAAUGAAGCUAGCAGAGAAUAUAGUCUUCCUUCUAGAACACUUCGAAGGCGAAUUCAGGCAAAUAAUUCAUCAAAAUUAGUUUUGGGAAAGCCACCGGCUCUAGGAAAAAACAAUGAAGAUCGAUUAGUAAUACACAUCCAAAAACUCCAAACUAUGGGAUUUGCCCCAUCAGAAAAAACUGGUCGUACGAUUGCUUAUAAUUUUGCAAAAAAACUAAAUUUGGAACACAAAUUUUGUGUACAAGGAAAUAGUACAAAUAUGGCUGGUACACACUGGUUUUAUUCAUUUAUGGAUAGGAACCGUGAACUCUCUUUAAGAAAAAGCGAAGGUCUGUCACUUGCGAGGGCAAAA
Molecule: messenger RNA, 3726 nt
Organism: Zophobas morio
Lineage: Eukaryota; Metazoa; Arthropoda; Insecta; Coleoptera; Tenebrionidae
Exons: 6
Coding region: 91-1104 (337 amino acids)
Source: RefSeq, a predicted model, not a curated record